AAAGUAUUCUGCCAAAUGUAGAAAUCAUUGCCAAUAUUACCGAAUCUUCACCUGAAUCCCCAGAGAUAGAAAAAAGGAAAACGUAAUAUUUUCCAUAUCGAUUUUUUAUGUGUUUAUCUUUAUACCGUUUUAGGGUAGAGAACAAUGAUUUUCCAAAUGAAGAGGAAAUUUUUAGUGCUACCGAACCAUCACUGGCGCCUAUUGUAAAAGGGAAUAAAAGGAAUUCAACCUCAGCCGUGUCUAUCGAUGGGCUACGAGUAGUAGACCUACAAAAAUUCAUCGAGUCUUUGAAAACCUUAUCUACUCAUUCCACAUUAUUUGGGUGCAGUUUAGUGAAUUUGCAAGUAGUAAAAGAACUAAAAGUGGGUUACCAAACCAAACUUACUUUUAAAUGCGAUAUGUGUGGUUUUUCUAAAUCUAUAUAUACCUGUCCAGAAAGUCCACAAAGCGUAGACGUGAAUACGUCAGCAGUUACCGCAGUCAUGAACGUAGGAGGCGGUUACACACAACUCGUAAAUAUUACUGGUGCAAUGAACAUUCCGAGUUUAAGUUUUUCUUUAUACAAGAAGAUUCAUAGUGAAAUAUGCACUGCAUGGGAAGACCUUGCUUGGAAAUCCAUGAAAGAGGCUGCAGAAGAAGAAAAAAUGAUAGCUUUACAAUGUGGCAGCGUAGACGUAAAUGGAACGCCAAUGAUUACUGUAGUUGGCGACGGAAGCUGGGCCAAGCGUUCAUACAGAGGGACAGGAAAUUAUAAUUCCCUUUCUGGAACUGCUGCAAUAGUAGGGUUAAAAUCAAAAAAGAUUCUGUAUUUAGGUGUUAAGAACAAGUACUGCUGUGUAUGCCAAAGGGCUAAAAAUAUCGGCACUGAAGCUGCCGCGCACACGUGCUAUAAAAACUGGAACCUUUCUUCAACGGCAAUGGAAGCGAACAUUAUAGCUGAAGGUUUUUGUGCAAGCCUUGAAAUGUAUGGGCUUAUUUAUAAUAAACUUAUAGCUGAUGGUGACAGUAGCUGUUACAAAAAACUACUAGAUAGUAGACCGUAUGAAACCUGUACAGUGGAGAAAAUUGAAUGUAGCAAUCAUUUACUCAGAAAUUAUUGCAAUAAACUGAAGGAACUUUCCAAGAUGAGGGGUAUUCCUGGAUCACUAAAAAAUAUUUUGUCAAACAACAUUUUACGCUGCAGAACGGCGGUGGUGAAGGCAAUUAAGUAUAGAAGGAGUGAAGCCAAUACAAGCUUAGAAGAUAAUAUCAAAAACCUGAGAAAGGACAUCAUCAAUAGCGUAAGCCAUAUAUUUGGAGAACAUUUGAAUUGUUCGGAAUUACGCUAUUUUUGUGAAAAAACGGAACCUGACCAAAAUAAUUACAUGUCUGAUUUUCGAACAUUAAACCUCGAUGAAAAGCUAAUGGACGCAGUAAGGUAUUUGGCAGGACACUCUAGAAGCUUACUCGAAAACGUUACGACAAAUGUAGUAGAACAGUUUAAUUCAAUUAUUGCACAAAAACUUGGCGGAAAACGUGUGAACUAUACCCAGCGAAGAUGUUACCAAGGCCGAUGUUACUCUGCAGUUGUUUCAAAAAACUGUAAACAACCGUUAUACAACGUGCAUAAACACUUAACUGGCGGGUAUAGCCCCGGAAAGACUGUACAAGAAAUGGAAAUGCGUAAAUUAAGAAGGCAAAAUGUUCACAAGCAAAGCAGAGCCAGAAAAAAAUUAAUAUUUUCUUCUGCCUCCACAGACGCUGACUAUGGAGAUAAUUGCCAGAAGCCAGAUGUUGAUCAAGAGACGUUUGAGGAAAUGAAAAGCGAGUUUAUAAGAGCACUUCAUAAAUCAACAGCUGAAUAUGAAGAAAUUGAAAAGAAAACGCGUCUACAAGCCGAUUCAUCUGAAUGGAAGCACUAUCGAAGAAAAUUAUUAACAUCCUCCAUAUUUGGAAAAAUUUGCAAAAUGCGAAAAUCAACAAGUUGUUCAUCAACUGUAAAAGGCACUUUGUAUACAGAAUUUUUUUCGAAGGCAACGACCUGGGGAAAAAAUAAUGAAGACCGAGCAAAACGAGAAUUAGAAUCAAAAUUUGGUUUGCAAAUUUCCAGCUGUGGCCUUUUUAUAAAUGAAGAUUGGCCAUUUCUUGGUGCUUCUCCAGAUGGAAUUGAAGUGAAUUCAGGAUGUCUGGUAGAAAUUAAAUGUCCGUACUCAGCCAGAAACAAUACUAUUAAAGAAGCAGUUGCAAAUAAACUGAUAACAUAUUUGGACAUAGAAGGUGAUACCUAUAAUUUAAAGACCAGUCAUAAUUAUUACUACCAAGUCCAGGGGCAAUUGAAUAUAUCAGACAAAGAACAAUGUUAUUUUGCGGUAUGGACUCCAAAGGAAAUUGUCUGUAUAAAAAUUCCAAUUGAUAGAACUUUUUUUAUAAAUUCAAUGCUACCAAAAUUACAUAAAUUUUAUUUUAAUUGUCUCUUGCCUGAAAUUAUAGACCCUAGACAUACAAGAGGAUUAGAAAUAAGAAACCCGGAGUAUAUAACCAAUGCACAAAGUGAUAAAGUAAACACCUAAAAACACUAUACAGCGUGUUUCAAAAUGAAUAGAGGGGUUUCAACAUGUUAUA
Molecule: messenger RNA, 2601 nt
Organism: Photinus pyralis (common eastern firefly)
Lineage: Eukaryota; Metazoa; Arthropoda; Insecta; Coleoptera; Lampyridae
Exons: 2
Coding region: 108-2549 (813 amino acids)
Source: RefSeq, a predicted model, not a curated record